ACUGAGAAUUAAUCUAAGAUGCGUUACUUCUAAUGCAAGAUUCAGUUAUUGCUACACAACAGUGUUAUUGGUAAAAGUUCAUCUUUUGCUGGGACGUGACGUGGCCAAACUCAAGAUUCAACAUUGAUUGCUAUUUAAUCCAUACUCAGCUAACUUCCUUGUUUCAUUAGGUUGUAAUUGGUAUAAAAACUGAUCCAAGAUCAGCACUUUGAGUAAGUGUAAUGAACAUGUACUCUCUGAGCAAACAUAAUUAAGACACCAUCUUCUCUUAGUGUUUAAGGAACUUCUGGCUCGACUUGAGCACGACCAAGAACCUGACCACAAGGAAAAGCUGGACAGGAAGAAUGGGGCUCCCCACAUUCCCAAGAUCGGGGAUAUUAAGAAAGCGAGCCGUUACUCCAUCCCAGACCUGGCUGUGGAUGUGGAGCAAGUGAUGGGUCUCGAGAAAGCAAGCGAGAAAGCCAAGGCCAACACAGUGGGCGGAAGGAACAAGCCCAAGAAGAUCUUUGGCAAGACUCUCCCUACUGGUGUAGUCCAGUCCCAGGAUGACAGCAGUGUCAGAGUGAAGCAGUCGAAACCGGACGCCCACGAGCUUUUGAGGGAGAGUCACAUCAGCCUGCUGCAAUUAAGCGCGGUGGAAGUGGCCACGCAGCUCUCAGUGCGUGCCUUCGAGCUCUUCCAUGCCAUUGAGCCCACCGAGUACAUCGAUGACCUCUUCAGGUUGCGGUCAUGCUUGCCCCGAACUUCUGGCCUCAAGCUCUUCUAUGAGUCCAUAAACCGAGAGACCUUCUGGGUGGCCACUGAGGUGCUGAGGGAACCCAACCAGUUGAAGCGCAUGGAGAUCAUCAAGCAUUUCAUCAAGAUCGCCCUGUACUGCCGCGAGUGCAAGAACUUCAACUCCAUGUUCGCUAUCAUCAGUGGUCUAAAUCUGGCGCCCGUGUCCAGAAUGCGAGGAACUUGGAAGAAACUUCCCAGCAAGUAUGAGAAGCUUUUCAAUGACCUGCAGGACCUGUUUGACCCAUCCAGAAACAUGGCCAAGUACCGAAACGUUCUUAAAAGCCAGAACAUGCAGCUGCCAAUCAUCCCUCUUUUCCCAAUUUUCAUAAAAGACCUCACCUUCCUCCAUGACGGCAAUGAUUCUAUGGUGGAUGGCCUGGUGAACCUUGAGAAGCUGCGUAUGAUCGCUAAAGAGAUCAGACAUGUGGGUCGGAUGGCAGCCGUCAACGUGGACGCGGAGCUGCUGUUCCGCACCAGGUGUCUGAACCGGGGACGUGCCAAUGCAGAUGUCCUGGACGUGACUCAGACGCGUAGGCAUAAGAAGCUGUACGAGGACACACAAAUGGCACCCAAGGUCAAGCAGUACCUGUCUAACCUCACAGUGGAGACCAAUGAGAAGAGUCUGCAGACGCUGUCUAUACAGUGUGAACCCUCCAUAACUAGGACGUUCCUAUGAGCCUCUGUUUUUAUAUUUAAAACCAUGACAACUUGACUACUACACUGUGUGUUAAUGCACUAUACAGCUGUCACCUGUACAUCUGCAUCAGCUUGUUAGGUCGCUCUACCUAACCUCAUGGUGUUUAUUUAUGAAUGUCCAAAGACAUGCACAAAUAUGUAUUUGAUUGUGCCCUGCGAUGGGCUGGCACCCUGUCGAGGGUGUACCCUGCCUUGUGCCCGAUGCUCCAUGGGAUAGGUUGCAAGGUUCCCCGUGACCCAGUAGGAUAAGCGGUACAGAAGAUGGAUGGAUGGGUUAUAAUAAUAAGUUUUUUUCAUUUUUUCCCCCUAAAGCGUUGACGCACCACACUCCAGUUCAGUAGGUGGCGGUAAUGCACCAAAAGCUGACAACCGCCAAUAAACAGUACAAGAAGAAAAAGAAGAAGAAGCAGGGGGGAAGGAGUGGGCAGGAGAUGGCAGAAGGAAGUGACGAAUCAGGAAGUGAGAUGGGGUUUGAAGAAGAUGGCGGGAGAGAUAGGAGUGUAUGGAACAUAGUACGAUCGAGAAAAAGGAAAAGAGAAUGUCUAACAAAGAGGAAACGGAUAGUGAGCAAAGUGUUAGCUUAGCAACAAAACAGAAAGAGGAACACGAAGUGAUAUGAGUUUUCUAGAAGAUACGACCAUAUCACACCGAUAUUAUCAAUACUGCAUUGGCUCCCAGUAAAAUCUUGCAUUAAUUAUAAAAUACUCUUAUUAACCUAUAAAGCACUAAAUGGUCUCGCGCCACAAUAUCUAAGCGACCUUUUGGUUUUAUAUGAUCCGCCACGCCUACUUAGAUCAAAAGAUGCAGGCUAUCUGAUGGUACCUCGAAUAGUGAAGGCUACAGCAGGGGGAAGAGCUUUCUCUUAUAGAGCCCCACAGUUAUGGAACAGUCUUCCUAUUAGUGUUCGGGACUCAGACACAGUCUCAGUGUUUAAGUCUAAGCUUAAAACGUAUUUGUUUACUCAAGCCUACCCUGACUAGAUUCUGUUCUACUUUCUCCCUCUCUCCUUUCGCCGAGCCCCACACGAAUUUAUGGAGAUACUAGAGAUCCAGAUCCUUUCUGCCUCUGGAUGGAGCUCAAAUCUUCUUUAAUUCCAGACUGCUGGGACUACGGCUGCUCUUAACGCCAUACAGACUUCAUAUAAAUCCAUAAUGAACUUUUUCACAAUAUCUGUUGUUACCCAGAUGAGGAUGGGUUCCCUUCUGAGUCGGGUUCCUCUCAAGGUUUCUUCCUCUUAAAACAUCUUAGGGAGUUUCUCCUUGCCACCGUCGCCACUCAGUGGCUUGCUCAGUUGGGAUAAAUUCACACCUUUAAUAUCUGUAUACCGUGUUGAUAUUUCUGUAAAACUGCUUUGAGACAAUGUCUAUUGUAAAAAGCGCUAUACAAAUAAAAUUGAAUUGAAUUUUCAUUUUGUAUAUUGUAAACAAAUUUUGUAAUUUGUAAAUAUAUUGUAAUUUUGUAUAUUGAAUCUUGUAAAUAAACUUCUGGAGGAAAUGUGUACUCACUCGCAGAUUACUGGGAUUUUCUAGGCUAAAUAUGUGACUGAAAGCUAUGAGCCUUCUUUUUCCUAAUAUGGAUCAUGCUUGUGUUAGUUUGCUUUUAAUUAGGACUCUUUAUUGUUUAAGAUAUUUAAAAAU
Ictalurus punctatus (channel catfish) is the source of this 3110-nucleotide messenger RNA. RefSeq names its product rap guanine nucleotide exchange factor 2-like. The transcript has 4 exons. Bases 434 to 1453 code for a protein of 339 amino acids. The record is from RefSeq and is a predicted model, not a curated record. Gene Ontology annotation, cellular component: endocytic vesicle; apical plasma membrane; plasma membrane. Lineage: Eukaryota; Metazoa; Chordata; Actinopteri; Siluriformes; Ictaluridae. Gene Ontology annotation, biological process: positive regulation of GTPase activity; Ras protein signal transduction. Gene Ontology annotation, molecular function: guanyl-nucleotide exchange factor activity.